Molecule: messenger RNA, 1437 nt
Organism: Penicillium diatomitis
Lineage: Eukaryota; Fungi; Ascomycota; Eurotiomycetes; Eurotiales; Aspergillaceae
Exons: 4
Coding region: 1-1437 (478 amino acids)
Biological process (GO): RNA polymerase I preinitiation complex assembly; nucleolar large rRNA transcription by RNA polymerase I
Cellular component (GO): RNA polymerase transcription factor SL1 complex; RNA polymerase I core factor complex
Molecular function (GO): RNA polymerase I core promoter sequence-specific DNA binding
Source: RefSeq, a predicted model, not a curated record
AUGGCUUCCCAGAGCAAUUCGAGGUAUGAGCUCUGCCAAGUUGAUCUGAGAAUCAGUACUCAUACCCGCAAGGCCAUCGUUCGUGAUCUUUGGGCCCUGAGGCUACAGGACUUUACUCUUCGCAUCAAUGCAACGAUAGAUGACGAAGACGAUUCAGAUCGAGAGCUCUUCAGCUCUCAGCCCGAGACGGACAGUUCUGACGACCUUGGAUUCAAAUCCCAUUCAGGACGAUAUCUCACGUGGCCACGACUGCUGGAUUCCCUUGGUCUCUGCUAUCUGGCAGCGGUAUUGAUGCGUUUGCCUGUAUCUGUGAGCGACUUUCAUCGCUUGGUCAUUCGUCAAGAUGUUCCAUACAUCAGGGUUGCGAGGUUGAUCCCUUUCGAGAUGAGGGAUAAACUUCCUCCUGAGCUGCUGGCAAGGCUCGAAGUGCAUCAAUUGCCUCGGCUAGAAAGCUUGCACCGCGCCUUUGUAGAUCUUGCUUUGCAGUAUCGAAAACGAUUCGAAAUCACAGUCCCGCCCUUGAAUGCACCUAUUUUACUUUACCGCCAUCUGAGAAGAUUGGCGCUUCCAAUCGAUGUAUAUGAAAUGGUUCAAUUCUUGAAAAGCGUUGUUGGUUUCAACUUUGCUUUCGAUAGUGGGGGUUCGAGUGCAAAGCUCAAACGCGCACUUGAUCUUCCAGAACUGCAAAUCAUGACCCUUAUUGUGAUUGCCACAAAAUUGCUGUUUCCGUUUGACGAUCUAGCCAGAGUUCCUGCCACGGCCAAGGAGCCAGCGACGCAGGCUAUGGAUUGGGCUGUUUGGGCUCGCGUCCAAGCUCACUUUACUAGCCGCGAACAAUCUCACGGGACGAUUACCAAGGAAGAGGCCAUCCGCCUAACCGAAAAGGAUGUGCUGAAUAUGAUGCCCCGUCAGCUCGACGAGUAUAUGGAUUGGUAUGAAAGCAACUGGCUGGAUCCUUUCAGGGUCACGAAUCCCGUGGCAGACAUGUUUCCAACCGCUCGCACAGCGAAGGGUCCUGAUCUUCCACAGGAUGUGCAACCAUCUGGGCCGUUGGCGGACACUGGUCCGCAAGAAGCCUUGUACUCGCUCCUUCAAACAGUGAUGCAAGGACUGAAAAUGAAUGAGCCAAACCCCGAUCUGGACGAGAACGACCGCCGACCAGGAUCAUGGUACUGGCGGUAUCGGUGGGAGGCGCAACUUCCCGAGACGGCUAAGCAGUUCUACGAACUGGCCGCUCAACUAGCUGCUGUAUCACUCUCAACACUUCUGCGCGCUGUGAGCGUCACUGAGUACAGAAUUGUAAAAACCGUCGAAGACAAAAGACGAGCGGACUAUUUCAGCCAAGCACUGGAACUGGACAUGGACGGUCAUGGGGAUGAUGAGAGCAUCGAUGGCAUGGACAAUUUGGAUGAGCAGCUGACCGGAUUGGUGGUCUAA